Molecule: messenger RNA, 1125 nt
Organism: Triplophysa dalaica
Lineage: Eukaryota; Metazoa; Chordata; Actinopteri; Cypriniformes; Nemacheilidae
Product: gastrula zinc finger protein XlCGF8.2DB-like
Exons: 3
Coding region: 1-1125 (374 amino acids)
Cellular component (GO): nucleus
Source: RefSeq, a predicted model, not a curated record
AUGACUGAUACAGACACAUCUGGAAUGAUAAAUGAAGAUACUGAGGAUCACAGAGGAACACUUGCAAUUCACAGUAAAGAGUGUCCACACACAUGUCCUCAGUGUGGAAAGAGUUUCACACACAAAGGACAUUUUAAUGUGCACAUGAGAAUUCACACUGGAGAGCGUCCGUACACAUGUCUUCAGUGCGGAAAGAGUUUCACAUACAAAGGAAAUUUUGAAGUGCACAUGAGAAUUCACACCGGAGAGCGCCCGCACACUUGUCCUCAGUGUGGAAAGAGUUAUGGACAGAAAUCCGGUCUGGAUAAUCACAUGAGAGCUCACACUGGAGAGCGUCCGUACAGGUGCAGUGAGUGCGGAAAGAGUUUUAUGAGGAAGACAUCUCAUACACUGCAUAUGAGAAUUCACACUGGUGAGCGUCCAUACACAUGUCUUCAGUGUGGAAAGAGAUUCAGAUACAAAGGAAAUUUUGAAGCGCACAUGAGAAUUCACACUGGAAAGCGUCCGUAUGUGUGCAGUGAGUGCGGAAAGAGUUUCAUAGAGAAGAGAUCUCACACACUGCACAUGAGAUUUCACACAGGAGAGCGUCCAUACACUUGUCUUCAGUGCGGAAAUGGUUUCAUACAGAAACAAAAUCUCAAAAAGCACAUGAUGAUUCACACUGGAGAGCGUCCACACACUUGUCUUCAGUGUGGUAAGAGUUACACGAGCAAAAUUAGUCUUUCAGCCCACAUGGUAAUUCACACAGGACAAAGCCCAUACACUUGUGUUCAGUGUGGAAAGAGUUACAAGAGCAAAAUUGGUCUUUCAGCCCACAUGGUAAUUCACACAGGACAAAGCCCAUACACUUGUGUUCAGUGUGGAAAGAGUUACGGACAGAAAUCCGGUCUGGAUUAUCACAUGAGAGUUCACACUGGAGAGCGGCCGUACAUAUGUAUUGAUUGUGGAAAGAGUUUCACACAGAAAUGCACUCUUAAGACCCACAUGACGAUUCACACUAAAAAAAUCCCACACGCAUGUGUUGAGUGUGGAAAACAAUUUAAAACGGAGGGAAGCCUUAAAAUUCACAUGAGACUUCAUCUUGAAGAAACCCCAGACAGCAAGAGAGCAUAUGAAAAACAUUGA